This is a messenger RNA of Asterias rubens (European starfish), 2373 nucleotides long. Its product is annotated as integrator complex subunit 10-like. The coding region runs from base 38 to 2206 and encodes 722 amino acids. The transcript is spliced from 17 exons. Gene Ontology annotation, cellular component: integrator complex. Gene Ontology annotation, biological process: snRNA processing. Lineage: Eukaryota; Metazoa; Echinodermata; Asteroidea; Forcipulatida; Asteriidae. The record is from RefSeq and is a predicted model, not a curated record.
GUCUGGUUUAUCCCUAUGCUGUUGUAGACGUUGGUGAAUGCUUGGAACAAGACUGCUUGUGCGCCGUGAAAAAAUACAUAAAAUGGACGGUGAAAAUGACCUUAGUUUCGGCCCGAAAUGGCUUGUAGAACAAGCACAGAAAUGCCUGAAGUAUGAUCCGGAUGCUUCAAAAUCAUUGCUGAUCACAGCCAGAACGCUGCAUCCACAGAACCUACGAAUUCAGUUUGAGGCAUACUGCAUUGAGAAAAGAGCAAGAAACACACACCCAGCUUCGCUGCUACUUCUGGAGAUGUUUGAGCAGUUUAAGGAAGAGGUUGUGUUAUGGGAUGAACUACAUACAAUAACGGGAGCAUUGAAGACACACAAUGAUGAUGAAAAUGGAGUAUUUCUACAAGGUGUAUUUGGAGCUCUCCCUGACCAGACACAGUAUGAUAUCUUGCUACUUAGUGCAGACCACUGCAAAGAUAUCUUGGAGAAAUGUAAACUGAAGUUACUGUUGAUCAAGCGCUUCCCAGCAGCUAUUGUUGAGCAUGGGAUACCAUUGGUAGAUAUGCUGAUAGAAGCAGAGAAGACCGAAGGUGAAAAGCAGGCAACCAAUCGCUUCCGUCGUGUCAUGGUUUGUGAAGUCCUCCCCACUAUCUGUGCAAGUAAGGAGGUGAACUGCGCCCCCAAGCAAUACUACAAAUGGCUUCAGAAGGCCAUUGAGUUCUACACAGUGUAUGCUUCCCAGCCAGCUUGGAAGUCCGAUCAGAAGGGGGCAAAGGGACCUCCAACUCCUCUCCUGUCACCAGGGAUCAAGUCGGCUGGAGCCAAAGGACAUGGAUUUGGGUUUAGUGAGCUGGUUAGGCCAUGGGAAAGUCUUCAUAGACUGCUGGCUAUGAUUGCAAAUAAAUGUGGAUGGGACUCCAAGUUUGUACCAGAUGAGGAGAGACCAUUCACAGUGAACUGGCUCCAUAUAAAUGAGAACUACAGCCGAGCCAAAGGGAAUGACUCAGUCAACAUUCGUAAGCCUGUCUUCUACUCAACGCUAGUUCUUUACCUUCAAGCAGUACAUGGGUAUGCCAGUGCUGUAGAUCCCGAACAGUUUGCUAGUACCAGCACAGGUUCCAGCCAUCUCUCAUCCCUAGUACUCCUUGAAGAUCUAGAGUGUAGGAGAAGGAUGAAGAAACAUCACAAGCACGCUCACAAGAAGAGGAAACUGGAUAGCACGGACAAAGAGGGAGAUUCAGACAGCUCCGAUGACCCCGGUUUCCACUUCCCUGUUGCUACGAUACGGGUAAACAAACCAGCAGGGGUCACACAGGAGGUCAUUGACAUGUUCCAGACGGCAGUUGAUUGCUGGCAACUUCUCUACUCGAAUGAAUCUUUUGAAAAAGAUUUAAAUUGGUUACUUUCGAGAUGGAAGGCGGAGUCGUGGCAGUGGUUUACAUCAUUUCAGAUUGAUCGGUUAUUGUAUAAGGCUGAGUUUGGGCAAGCAUUAAGGAUGCUUCAGGAGCAGUACAAGAAAUUAUCCACGAUACAGCACAUAGAGGGCAACCAGCAACUUCUGAAGACCCUCUUGCAGACCGCUGCUUGCUACUUUAGAUUGAGCCAGCAUUCUAAUGCUUGUGAGAUGACCCUGAAUGCUGUAUGUCACCUGACCCUCUCAUCAAAGGACCUGCCCUAUAAUGGUCAGAGUAGCACAACGGACAAGAUGCUAAGCAAGAAUAUGAGACAACUUCCACUGGUAACCUGCACAGCACCGGCUCUCCUUCCAUACUUCAUUCAGCUCUUAUUACUCUGCUACAAGAAGAAAGUUUUUCACCACGCGGAGACAGAAGACAUGGCUCUUGGUCACAUGCUGGUGUUAAUGCAAUAUGAUUGGCCGAGAGAAGAGGUAUUGUUUCAAGACCUCGUCAAAAAGCUGAAGAAGCAAGGGAGUUUCUUCUAUCCUGCAUUCUUCCAGUAUAUCAUAAACAUUGACAUGCUGGAGGAGUUUGCUUUCUUGAAGACAGAUUCUGGAGGGAAGUUGCAGCUGGAUCUGCUGCCUCCAAACCCCUCGGUCAUGAGACAAAGGACUGUCACUCGUAACAUCACCAAAGGGGGAAAGGAAGAGUUCCGCGUUGCCAUGGAGAAACAGGUGUCGCGUUGUGGAGAGAACAUUGAUAUGCUAAUGAGAACAUUCCUGACCAAUGAGAGGGACUCGUUGCAACAAUUGCUGAUGUAAAAUUGUAUCUGAUUGAGAUUAUUGCCAUGGAAACUAAGGAAACACAUUUGCAAUGCAUACUUUCAAGGCCAACCUUUUUUAGUGGACAUGUCUUCGCCGAGCGGUUUAGAGCACCGAAUUCAAACUCUGGUUUUUCUGAUCAGCAGAGUGUGGGUUCAAAUCCCCAG